AUGAUGACAUCCUUUUUUUUCUUGUUUGUCAAAAUAAAAAAAUCUAUUUUUUCACGGCAUGCCCGAAGUGUUUUCCUCGUUUUUUUCAUAGUAGAAUAAAAUUUCAAUCUUUUUAAGUAAUUUUUAUUUUGCGGAGCUACCUUUUAUUCUUACUAACUACUCCUAAUAUUUUAAUUCUAUAAUCUAAUCGAUGAACAUGGUUCAUUGGUGUGAAUAACUUUCGGCAUUAAAUUUUACUUCUUUUAGAAUUUUGCGUUGAAAUUAGCUUUGUGUUUCAAUUUUCUUUCUCCCUUUUGAAUGGAACGUCGCGUUGGGAACAAGUUUCGUGUUGGUCGUAAGAUCGGUAGUGGUUCCUUUGGAGAGAUCUAUUUAGGUACUAACAUUCAAACUAAUGAAGAUGUUGCAAUUAAGUUUGAAAAUGUCAAGACAAAGAAUCCUCAGUUGCUGUAUGAGUCCAAGUUGUACAGAAUACUGCAGGGAGAGCCUGGGAUUCCAUCUAUUAAAUGGUUUGGAGUGGAAGGAGAUUACAAUGUUCUAGUAAUGGAUCUUCUUGGACCUAGUCUCGAAGAUAUGUUUAACUUCUGUAAUAGAAAGCUCUCGCUAAAAACAGUUCUCAUGCUUGCUGAGCAAAUGAUCAAACGUGUUGAGUUUGUUCAUUCUAAAUCGUUUCUCCAUCGGGAUAUCAAACCAGAUAAUUUCCUCAUGGGCGUGGGAAAACGGGAAAACCAGGUUUACUGUAUUGAUUUUGGUUUAGCGAAGAAAUAUAGAGAUAGUUCAACCCAUCAACACAUUCCUUACAGGGAAAAUAAGAAUUUGACUGGAACUGCAAGAUAUGCUAGCAUGAAUACCCACCUUGGCAUUGAGCAAAGUCGAAGAGAUGAUUUAGAGUCCGUUGGUUAUGUCUUGAUGUACUUCCUGAGAGGAAGUCUCCCUUGGCAAGGACUUCAAGCACGAACCAAGAGAGAAAAGUACGAGAAAAUCCGUGAUAAGAAGGUUUCUACCUCGAUUGAGGCCUUGUGUCGAGGCUAUCCAACAGAAUUUGCAUCAUACUUCCAUUAUUGCCGGUCAUUGAGGUUUGAUGAUAGGCCAGAUUAUGCUUACCUCAAAAGAAUAUUUCGCGACCUGUUUAUUCGUGAAGGAUUUCAGUCUGAUUACGUCUUUGAUUGGACUAUCUUGAAGUAUGAGGAAUCACAGCGAGUCACUCCUCCGGCACGUCCUAUGGGGCCUGGUGCUGGAACUAGUUCUGGAAUGCCUCUUGCUAUGGCUAAUGCUAAUAGACACACAGGAAGGGAAGAAGGGCGUCCUCCUGGUAUGGCUUCAGUAGACAAUUCAAGGCGAAGAAUGUCGGGACCCAUUUUAAAUUCUGUAAAUAAUUCAAAGCAGAAAAAUCCAAUCUCUAAUAUGUUAUCAGCUGCCACCAAUGUCUUGGGUGAGUCAAGUGUGUCAAGGCGAGUUGGUGUUAGUAGUAGCCGCAAUGCAUUUGGUGGCGCUGAUUCGGAUCUUCGUGCUCGUGCCACUGAAUCUAACCGUGGAAAAUCAAACAUAAAUUCAACUGGACAAAGAAGUUCGCAAAUUGGAUCUUCGGAUCCAAACAGAGUAGCACCAUCUUCUAAACAUGGUUCUUCUCAUGUCAAGAAUUAUGAAAAUACAGUCAAGGGCAUUGAGGGUCUGAAAUUAUAAAAUAUUGAUUCUCAUUAAUAAUUUCUUCCCAUUUUAUCUUGUACAUAAAAAUUUGGGUUAACCUGCACUGCAACGGUUGCUUGUCGUUGCUAAUGAGCAACUGUUGCAGUGCCGGUAUGAACGCGGAUAUUUCGUCUUCUAUCUUUGACUCAUCUGCUCAUAGUGUGAUAAAGCUGAGAACCAAAAAGAAUAUGAAUUAAAUCAUAGAUUCUUUAUGUAAAGCUUAGGUAUAAAUUGUCACACUUAUUUUUUUGGCGGGAACCCCUAAAUUUUGUAACCUUUUUCUUUGAGCAA
Molecule: messenger RNA, 1974 nt
Organism: Trifolium pratense (red clover)
Lineage: Eukaryota; Viridiplantae; Streptophyta; Magnoliopsida; Fabales; Fabaceae
Product: casein kinase I-like
Exons: 14
Coding region: 298-1680 (460 amino acids)
Biological process (GO): signal transduction; peptidyl-serine phosphorylation; endocytosis
Cellular component (GO): cytoplasm; nucleus
Molecular function (GO): ATP binding; protein serine/threonine kinase activity
Source: RefSeq, a predicted model, not a curated record